GCUCUGGUGAUACCGUAUAGUUCCUCACUUUUGCAUUUGCCAACUCGGUACCAUGAAGGCAGUCCUCUUGCGCCUCGCCGUGUGCGCGACCUUCGUUCUCGCGGCUUCCGCCACGGAGCACGCAGGCUGCGGCGCAGACGUCCCGACGACUGCACCGGUUCCCACUGUGACGACCGCGGUGCCGGCCCCGACAACUGAAGCGCCGGCCCCGACGACAGAAACGCCGGCCCCGACAACAGAAACGCCGGCCCCGACAACAGAAGCGCCGGCCCCGACAACAGAAGCGCCAGCUCCGACAACCGCGGCGCCUGCCCCGACGACCGAAGCACCGGCGCCUACGACCGCGUCGCCGGCCCCGACAACUGAAGCGCCGGCUUCUACAACUCAAGCACCGGCGCCAACGCCCGAAGCCCCUGCGACAUGGAAACCGCUGGGUCUUGGCAAGAGUUUCUCCGGCGUGUCGGGCGACAGUCAAGGCCUCUGCUUUAUCAAUCGUACUCAUGUGGUUGCGUGGGUCCCAGGCACACCAAUCGACACGAAGACCAUCGUCGGCCGCCGCCAGGCCACCGAUGUAUGCGCGAUCGGUGUGCUCUACAGUAGAACGUAUGAGCAAAACAACAUCACCAUGACCAACUUGGCGACGAAAGUGGCGACGACGCUCGUGACGGGGCUUCUCAAAGAUUUGUCUCCCACCGACGGUCAAACGCUGUGCGUUCGAGACCCUGAUUUCCGCUGCGCGACCAACGACGGCAACGGCUUCGGGUCCUUCCAAGUCUGGACGUACGGGCGUCCCAACGCGGUACGCGCGUUUGUCAAGGACCGCGCACUUGUCUAUGGCUACGACAAUGGCUACAGCAUCUAUUACGCCACCGUGGACGCGACCACGAAGGCAAUCACCAACUACACCAAGGUCGCCAACGGAUUGUACGCAGCCGCCGAUGGUCCCACCGCCUGCGUCGUAUCUGCUGCGAACGUCAUAUCUUGCGUCACGUCCGUCUCCGACAUGUUGGCUGGGAAAUGGAAGACGUACGACGGCACGUGGAGCUUUUUCUUCGAGGUCGUUGGCAACACUGUGUACGCUGUUGAUAAAAACGACGGCACGCUGCACUACCUCCAACUAGCAUAGAGGCAGACAAUAUGAUUCGCAUAACGUGCCAAUAUCACCUCGUGUUUCUUGCCCUCGAC
Messenger RNA from Saprolegnia parasitica CBS 223.65, 1185 nucleotides. RefSeq lists its product as hypothetical. Lineage: Eukaryota; Oomycota; Saprolegniomycetes; Saprolegniales; Saprolegniaceae. The transcript has a single exon. The record is from RefSeq and is a predicted model, not a curated record. Bases 53 to 1126 code for a protein of 357 amino acids.